This is a messenger RNA of Apis florea (little honeybee), 541 nucleotides long. RefSeq names its product adenylate cyclase type 10-like. The record is from RefSeq and is a predicted model, not a curated record. NCBI's taxonomy places the organism in Eukaryota, Metazoa, Arthropoda, Insecta, Hymenoptera, Apidae.
UUUUCAAAUGCUUGACCAACCAACCAAACGUGAUUUAUUUCUCAGUGCAGAUCCCGUACAUGAUGAUAAAUUUAAUAUUUUCAAAACCUCUUGAUUUCACCGCGAUGUCCACGCAAAAAGAACGCGAGGAUAAAAUACUUUUGCGUCUAGGAAAGGUGAAAUACCCGUAUUUCCUGUGUGUUUUCAAUGAGCCUUUCAACGUACAAUUCCCUAUCACCACUGAUUACAACAAUUUAAACGAGACACAGAAACGAAAGCUUUUAAGGAAGUUCUUAUUAAAAUUAAUAAAAGGUAGUUUCAGAGAGUUGUGGGUGAAUAUCAUUGAUGAUGCGGAAUAUAGCGACCCAAAUUCCUUAGAGGUAUUUGACGUUUUCACGAAAAAAGAUAUAAUCUUCUUUGUGAUUAGCAUUGGGCGGAAAGUAGACACGGACUUCCCAAUAUUCUUCAAUAUUCUGAGCAGAACACUAGUAACUUGUUUAAUUCUUCUUUUAUAAAUGUAAGUCGUGUGACCAAUGAUGAAGUAAAAAUCGUUUGUUAAAAG